This is a messenger RNA of Leptinotarsa decemlineata (Colorado potato beetle), 1726 nucleotides long. Its product is annotated as lysosomal proton-coupled steroid conjugate and bile acid symporter SLC46A3. Gene Ontology annotation, cellular component: membrane. Lineage: Eukaryota; Metazoa; Arthropoda; Insecta; Coleoptera; Chrysomelidae. The record is from RefSeq and is a predicted model, not a curated record. Gene Ontology annotation, molecular function: transmembrane transporter activity. Gene Ontology annotation, biological process: transmembrane transport.
UCUUGAGGCCACACGGAAACUGGUUUUAAAUAAGUGAAACUAAACAUUAAUGUAUUACAAACAUAAUCAAGAGUUGCAGUAUUAUGAAGUGCUUUGAAUAAAUAUGUUUAUUUAGUUAUCAUCACAUUAAAUAUGGCUUCAACGGCGGAAUUAGUGACCGAGUCGGUAGCGGAUUUGACGAAAAAAGAUGAGAAACGCUUUGGUCAAAUGGACUUCACAGAAAAAAUGUCUUACGUGCAAGAAGUUAUAACAGUUGAGCCUCUGAUAGGAGCUUACGUGAUGGCAGCAACGUUAUGUGGACCCACUUUAUACAAUCUCGAAUUCGAGAAGGCUUGCAGGGUAAACUUGGAGAUGAACGACACUGUCUGCGAAGCCAUUCUCAGCGGACAGCACGAAAACUUCACAAACCAGAACAACCAAGUGCUCAUUGCCGUGAGCAACAUGCACUCAUGGCAGUUACCGGUGCAAAGCUUUAUGCCUUUGAUCCUGGUCCUGUUUUUGGGAUCGUACAGUGACCGUCACCAAAUUAGGAAGCCGUUUCUCCUCAUUCCGAUUUUUGGGGAACUUUUUGCUGUGGUAGGAUGCAUCCUGUGUGUGGUCUUCAUGAGGUCCUGGUCGUUAGAGGUCCUAGGGGUGUUCCAGGUUGUUGUACCUUCAUUCUUCGGAGGACAACCCAUGAUAGUGAUGGCCGUCUUCGCGUACAUUGCGGAUGUUAGUACCCUGCAAAUGCGUACCCUUCGCGUGGGGAUCGUCCAAAUUGUACUAAAUACCAUCCUCCCGAUCACCCAACUAUUCAGUGCACACUAUUUUGAACUUGUGGGGUAUUACGGGGUAUUACUUACAGCGGGCGGACUAUACAUUCUGGGACUUGUCUAUGGACUUUUUUGGAUAAAGGAAUCUAGAAUACCAGUGAAGUCCAGUAGAGGAUUACUGAGCGAUGUCUUCGAUCCAAAGCAUGCUAUCGAUACCUUCAACUUGAUGCUGAAAAAGAGCCCCGGCAAUAAUAGAGUUUACAUUUCGUUAAUUCUUUUGACACUUUUCGUUUACAGUGCGGUUGUGGUGGGUGAAGGUGGGAUGUUUUUCAGCUACACUCAAGGCAGAUUCGGUUGGACGAUAGUGGAGUACAGCCAUUUCAUUUUCGUGAAUACAUUGAUACAUUUAUUUGGUACUGCUCUAGCUGUUCCUCUCUUCACGAAGGUGCUCAACUUUAGUGAUAUGACAAUUUUACUCAUAACAAUAAUUGAUAAAAUUGUGAGUAAUUUUGUAUUCCUGUUUGCUAACACAAGUACUCUUCUUUACGCAGCUGCCGUUGUUAGCAUUGUGACUGGAGUAACACCAAUUGGAAUACGAUCACUUGCGACGAAAGUUGUAUCGGAAAGCGACUUAGGAAAGGCGCAAUCGCUAUUCGGAAUCUGCGAAGCUCUCGCUCCCGCCAUCUCGACCCCUAUUUACAAUAAAGUGAUUUACAACAAUACGCUGGAAACGUAUCCCUCAGCAUUUUUCAUCCUUGGGAUUCUGCUGUUCGCUUCAUGUAGCGUUGCAAUAUUGCGGAUGUAUCUUAGCGAAAAGAAGAAACCUAGUCUUGUCCUCUCAGCAAAUGUGAAAGAAAUGAACGGAAAAGGUGCAAAAGAAAUACCAAUAGAGGGUUACGCUGAGACAACACACAUUUAAGGAUAGUUGGUGAACUCAGUCGCUGUUUCUAGAAGAUUGAAAAAUAAAUAGAAAG